GGUUGUUCUGCGUAAGUUACCUAUGACCAUGCAGAUGUGGGAGAUGGGCAAGGGGUUAGUAGUGUAGCAAAGAAGAAACUCCUUGGUACCUUCAUUGUGCUAAUGUCCUACAUCCCUGAGAUUGCCCAUCCUGUGGGGCUUGUGUGUCAGAAGUAAGCGUGCAAACAUUUUGAUUUAAGCUGGUACUAUUUGGCGUCUAUUAAAACAUGCCCCAGGCACUUAUGGGAGACAUUUAUUUAGCAAGGUGUUUGCUGCACACGCAUGAAGACCUGAGUUAGGUCUCCAGCACCCAUGUAAAAGGACAGAUAUGGUGGCAUGCACUUAAGAUUCCCACCAGUGGUCCUCUUUCGGGUCUUGGCUCCAAGAUGACCAAAAAAAAAAGACGAAACAACGGGCGCGCCAAAAAGGGCCGCGGCCACGUGCAGCCCAUUCGCUGCACGAACUGCGCCCGGUGCGUGCCCAAGGACAAGGCAAUUAAGAAGUUCCUCAUUCGGAACAUAGUGGAGGCCGCUGCUGUCAGGGACAUAUCCGAAGCGAGCGUCUUCGACGCUUAUGGGCUUCCCAAGCUCUAUGUCAAGCUGCACUACAGUGUGAGCUGUGCCAUUCACAGCAAAGUAGUCAGGAAUCGAUCUCGUGAAGCCCGGAAGGACCGAACACCCCCACCACGGUUUAGACCCGCUGGUGCUGCACCACGACCUCCACCAAAGCCCAUGUAAAGAGAUGGCUUCAUGAAGACAAACACCUUGGAAAAAUAAAACAGUGCUUUAUGUAG
Mesocricetus auratus (golden hamster) is the source of this 772-nucleotide messenger RNA. Its product is annotated as 40S ribosomal protein S26-like. Gene Ontology annotation, cellular component: cytosolic small ribosomal subunit; ribosome. Gene Ontology annotation, molecular function: mRNA binding; structural constituent of ribosome. Bases 366 to 716 code for a protein of 116 amino acids. The record is from RefSeq and is a predicted model, not a curated record. NCBI's taxonomy places the organism in Eukaryota, Metazoa, Chordata, Mammalia, Rodentia, Cricetidae. Gene Ontology annotation, biological process: translation. The transcript has a single exon.